Messenger RNA from Entelurus aequoreus (snake pipefish), 2640 nucleotides. It is a transcript of the gene arsj, whose product is annotated as arylsulfatase family, member J. The record is from RefSeq and is a predicted model, not a curated record. The transcript is spliced from 2 exons. NCBI's taxonomy places the organism in Eukaryota, Metazoa, Chordata, Actinopteri, Syngnathiformes, Syngnathidae. Bases 371 to 2014 code for a protein of 547 amino acids.
GAUGGAUUUUUGGACAUGUUUCUUCACCUUUUGAAAUAACAUUUCGAUUGAAAAUUGUGAUUCACCACCGCUAGAGGGCGUUGACCCCCCCUUUUUUUUUUCUUUUCUUGAAAAGCGGGACCUUCCCACUGACUCUUCUUACGCACACACGCCAACACACGCGCGCACCCACGAACACUGUUUUCAAACAUGAUGGAAGACAUCUGCCGUGGACGACUCUGUUGGACCCACUCCACCAUCACGUACGUCUUCACGCCUCUGGACGAGCUGCUGGAAAGUAGGCUCACACGAUGAGUAACUUAUUGACGCAACUCUCGCCACGACUUUCACGCCCGCACCUCCGUGGGAACUGACGAGCUCGCUUUAAAACAUGUUGCUUCUGUGGAGUUUGUUCGUGGGCGUGAUGGUGUCAUGUCAGACGUGGGGCCGCGACAACCAGGACCCCAAAGCGUCGCGGACUCAGCCGCACAUCGUCUUCAUCCUCGUGGACGACCAGGGCUUCCGGGACGUGGGCUAUCACGGCUCGGAGAUUAAAACGCCGACUCUCGACCGCCUGGCGGCCCAAGGAGUGAAGCUGGAGAACUACUACGUGCAGCCCCUCUGCAGCCCCUCCAGGAGCCAGCUCAUGACCGGCAGGUACCAGAUCCACACUGGGCUCCAGCACUCCAUUAUCCGAGCCACCCAGCCCAACUGCCUACCCCUGGACAACAUCACCCUACCCCAGAAGCUAAGGCAAGCGGGCUACUCCACCCACAUGGUGGGCAAGUGGCACCUGGGCUUCUACAAACGAGGCUGCCUCCCCACCCAGCGAGGGUUCGAUACCUUCUUUGGAUCUCUGCUGGGAAGCGGCGACUAUUACAGCCACUACAAGUGUGAAGGUCCCAGCAUGUGCGGCUAUGACUUGUACGAAGGCGAGGAGGCAGCUUGGGAACAAGACCGCGGCUUGUACUCGACGGUAAUGUUCACCCAAAAAGCUAUCGGUAUCUUAGCAAAACAUGACCGUCGCAAACCGCUGUUCCUCUACUUAGCCUACCAAGCGGUCCACUCACCCUUACAAGUCCCGGCUCAAUACCUGGAACGCUACAAAGGUAUCGUGAAUCUGCACCGGCGCAAGUACGCUGCCAUGGUAUCCUGCCUGGACGAAGCAGUCCGCAACCUUACAAUAGCGCUAAAGCGCUACCAUUACUACGACAACACCGUUAUCGUGUACUCCUCUGACAACGGGGGACAACCACUAUCAGGUGGUAGCAACUGGCCCCUCAGGGGUAGCAAGGCCACACUCUGGGAGGGCGGCAUUAGGGCAGUGGGAUUUGUUCACAGUCCUCUUUUGCUGAAGAAGGGGACAAAAUGUCGGUCUUUGGUGCACAUCACAGACUGGUUCCCCACGUUGGUGACCUUGGGGGAAGGGACUUUGGAUGAGGAUCUAAGCCUAGACGGAUAUGAUGUCUGGGAGGCUAUCAGCGAAGGGCUACCAUCUCCACGUCAGGACAUACUUCACAAUAUAGAUCCCAUCUAUAUUAAGGCCAAGAAUGGGUCGUGGAAAGUCGGGUACGGGUUGUGGAACACAGCUAUCCAGGCGGCGCUACGGGUUGGCCAUUGGAAGCUGCUAACGGGCGUUCCUGGCUAUAGCGACUGGGUACCCCCUCAGACCUUCUCCACCCAAAGACUAACUAUCCGCUGGCAUAGCGAACGAGUCCGCUGGGACCGCGGCAAGUCCCUGUGGCUAUUCAACAUCACCUCUGACCCUUACGAACGAGUUGACCUCUCUGGACGCUAUCCGCAUGUUGUGAAAAAGAUGCUCAUGCGGUUGGCACAGUACAACAAGACCGCAGUCAAGGUUCGGUACCCAGCUAAAGACCUGCGAUCGAACCCACAGUACAACGGCGGUGUGUGGGGACCAUGGCACAAAGAUGAGCCGUUAGAGGAGGAUCACAACGAUCUCUUCAGCAACCAUCUCAGUGGCUGGGGAAAAUGGCAGAAUAGUAGAAAGAUGCUAAAGAAGGUGGAGGAGUAACUUGGUGGGGUUUGUCAUGAAAGUUUCUCAGGGAUUUGAAUUUCGAAAUUCUGUAAAAUCCUCAAAAAGUUUAAGUUCUCAUCGUUCACUUAAGAGUAGUUUAGACCGGCACUUGAAGCUCGUCAGUAGAGGCUCUUGGUGGAACUUGUGAAUGCCACUGAGCCACAAGAACUCAAAUAAAUGCCAUUAUUUUAGUACAGUGUUAUUUAAUGGAAAAAAAAAACCCUGCCAACAAUACUUCAUUUACUUUCUAUAACCUGUUUAACAACCAAACUGUAACAACAUUGUUAUUGUAAGAGCGAACACUGAGGAACUAUUUUUCUAGCGUAGUAUGUAUCAUUAUCAAUACUAUAGUGACUCACUGGGUGGGACAGUUGUCUGUUUGGUCAAGUUGGUCUGGGAAGUUCCCAGUUGACGUGGGUAAGCACACCAUUUAUUUCGGCAGAGCUUACCUCAAAGUUCCACAUUUACUGCAUCAAAGUCACUCACUAUCGGCUUCCGUCUACUCCGGCGUUUUGCCCUCUUCUUCGUGCUCGCUUCUAUAAGCAGUAGUUCAUCCUCCUUAUAUUCAGCUUCAAAAAUAGUCGUCUUCGUUGUCUGUUACCAAAUCUUCCAUGAUUAGAACA